Molecule: messenger RNA, 2790 nt
Organism: Emiliania huxleyi CCMP1516
Lineage: Eukaryota; Haptophyta; Isochrysidales; Noelaerhabdaceae
Exons: 9
Coding region: 1-2547 (848 amino acids)
Source: RefSeq, a predicted model, not a curated record
AUGGACAUGCUUGCGAUGCCCGCGGAGUCGGCGAUGCCCGCGGAGUCGGCGCCGCAGGAUGAGGAGGUGGAGAGCGAGGAGGAGGCGGAGGCGGAGGUGGAGAGCGAGGAGGAGGCAGAGGCGGAGGGUAGCGAGAGCGAGGUCGAGGCACAGGUCGAGAGUGACGGGGAGAGUCCCAAGCCGGAGGAGCCGCUGGAGGAGCUGAGGGCGGCGGCUAACGCUGCAGCGCAGAGAUUGGCGGAGGCUGAGAAAGCGCUUGCAGCGGCGAGGGCGGCGGCGUCAGCAAAGGCGGCGGCGGCGGCGGCGGCGGCGGCGGAGGCGGAGGCGGAGGCUGUGUCGAGGGAGGCAGUGCCUGCCGAAACCGAGAUGGCGCAGCGAAGUCGGCCGGCCGCGGAGGAAGCCCUCCCCGUCUUCUCCGCGCCGCCCGUCUUGACCGUCUUCUCCGCGCCGCCAGUCCCGACCGUCGGCUUCCCGUGCUGGGCCAAGGUACGCGGCUCGCCUUGGUGGCCCGCAGUCAUCCGCGCAGAGGAGGAGGGCGACUCGGUGCGGGUGCGCUUUUGCGGCACGGGCGACGUGGCGACGCUCGAGCGAGCGAGUUGCAUCAAGCCGCUCCGCGAGGACGAGCGCCUCUUCGACGCCAAGCGCUGGGGCAAGGACUUUGGACGGCCAAAAUGGAGCCACCUUCGCGCGCCCUUUGCUCGCGCUGUUGCUGAGGUGCUCGCACUCGAGGCGACUCUCCCGCCUGCGCCGCCGCCUGCACAGGCCGCGUCGGCGCCCGCCGCGGCCGCAGGGGAGGAGGAGGAAGAGGAGAGAAAGGAGGAGGAGGAGGAGGAGGAGGAGGAGGAGGAGGAGGAGGAGGAGGAGGAGGAGGAGGAGGAGGAGGAGGAGGAGGAGGAGGAGGAGGAGGAGGAGGAGGAGGAGGAGGAGCCGCUGCCCGAGGGGGUGGAGGUGGGCGGGUUUUGCGUCGCGACGGCCCCGCACGCCGGCGAGCGGAGGCGCUUCAAGGCGGCGCCCUCCACCGCCACCACCUUCCUCUUCGCCAGCCAGGUGUCGGCUUGGACCCCGCCCGAGCAGCGGCCAGGCGCGGCGGCUGCCUCCCCGAGCUCGGCGGCGGAGAACCGCAAGCUGCGCGUGCGCUCCUCCGCCUCGGGGCUCGUGCUUCCCCGGACGGGCGUGCCUGCCGGGCCGGCGGCAGGUGCCGCCGGGGCAGAGGGCUGGCUCAGCGGAGGGCCUCACGUCGGCCAGCGGCUGCUGCGGCGCCUCGAAGGGCAUGGGGACAUCGGCGCGGUGGUGCGGCUCUACCUGCCGCCGGGCGAGGCGGAGGACGAGCCCGCGCUGUGGCGGAUCGAGCACGACGACGGCGAGAUUAGCCGAGAUUGGCCGAGAUCAGACGAGGCGGCGGCGAGGACUGAGAGGCUGUGGGCGGCGUGCUUUCAGCUGCGAGCCGUGCCGCACCAGGGGACGGCGAGGACCUCGAGGAGAACGAGCUUCUCGAGGCAAUCGCUCGGCGCAAAGGGAGGCUGCGGACGCCGUCGCACGCGGUCGGGCACGCUCGUGAGCGCGACCAAGCACGCGAGGCCGCUCCACGUCGCCGCACUCGCCGAGGAGCUCAGGUCGGACGCCGAGGCGGUGGCGGUCUUCGAGGCGGCGCAGCGCGUCAAGAAGGCGAAGCAGAACGUCGACCUCGAGGUCGCCGGCUGGCGGAUCCUCUACAAGCAGCGCGGCGACAAGUCCCACGGGUUCGGGGACCUGUACGUGUACGAGCCGGGCGAGGCGACCGUCAACUGCAACCACGGAGGCGCCGCUCGAUUUGGCUGCGCGGGGGGGUGGGGGGGCGCGUGCCGCUCGAUGGGCUCGCUGCACGAGGUGGAGGUGGAGGUGGAGGCGGCGGGGGGUGGGCAGGAGUGGCGGAGGGCGGACGUGCGCUCGCACCUCGCCGACGGCCGCUUCCUCGUGUGCGUGCACCUGCCGUCGGGCGAGCCCGACGAGGAGUGGCUCGAGUGGUUCUCGCGCGCCGACGAGGGCGGCGAGUGGCGGCGGGUGGAGCAGCGGCUCCAGCUCACGCACGAGCCGCCGCGCGCGGGCGCGAAGCGCAGCCGCGACGCGGGCGGCGGCGAGGAGGCGGCGGCGGAGGCGGCGGCGGAGGCGGCGGGCGGCGAGGAGGGCUCGCGGAAGCGCGCCCGCCCGCCAUCGCACCGCCGCCCGUGGAGCGAGGAGGAGGAGGAGGCGCUGGUGCAGCACGCGGCGGCGAGCGGCGGUGCGCCAGUCAAGUGGGGCCCGUUUGCGGAGAGGUCCGGCCGCACUGAAAUCGCGUGCCAGCAGCGGUGGAAAAGGAUGCGGGUCGGGCAGAGCGGCGGCGUCGUCGCCCUCGGAGAGGCGAGGCUGAAGCAGCACGCGAGGACCGUGCCGCGUACUAAGCACAAGGCGACGCCACUGGCGCUCCCGGCGCCGGCGGCCGCGAUCGCGACAACCGCCGCCGCAGAUGCCGGCAUGCGGCCCGGACACGCCCUCAAGUUCUACGACUGGUGCGUCCACGACCGCGCCUGACUACGACGGUGCGUCCACACGCCUGACGGAAGCGCGGCGCGACGCCCAGACGUUGGCUUGCGUUCCACGCUGCGUUGCCGCGACGUAUCUCGUAUGAUGCACCGUCCACCGAUGUGAGACCCUGCGUCACGGCGUGAACGGUGAAGCCUGGGAGAUCUAUCCGAUCCCCCCGAGCGAGAAGUGCGUCAAGUGAUAGAAGUGACAUGACGGCUGAUUUACAUUUAGUGGAUUUCCUCGCGGCUC